Molecule: messenger RNA, 1721 nt
Organism: Spinacia oleracea (spinach)
Lineage: Eukaryota; Viridiplantae; Streptophyta; Magnoliopsida; Caryophyllales; Amaranthaceae
Exons: 3
Coding region: 137-1339 (400 amino acids)
Molecular function (GO): zinc ion binding; nucleic acid binding
Source: RefSeq, a predicted model, not a curated record
UCUACCUUCAUAUUCUCUCUCCUAUACCACUCCACUUUCACUUUCGAAUUUCUACCAUGGUUAACAACACUCCUUAAACCCUGUUAAAAACCCUAGAAUCAAAUUUCCCAAUUCAAGUUCUACUUAAAACUAAAUCAUGGACUUCAAAUUCCGUUCUGUAGAUGAAAGAUCUUCAAAUUUCUUCCCUUCUGCCCCAAAUUUACCCAAUCAUACUGUCAAUAACAUCUCUUACUUCACUCAUCAAGCAAUUCGAGCGGGGUUUACCAGUCCAGACCCGAGACACCGUGAAUUUAAUGGAAACCCUAACCCUAAUCGUGCUAACACUUACCCUAAGGAUAUUCGGGAAUCGAUACAGAGGGAGUUGGAGAAGGAGAAGAUUAGAGCUGAAAUCAUUGCAGAGGAGGUUUAUAGGAGGAGGAUUUUGGAGGAAGAGGUGAGGAGGGAGAUGAUGUUUGAGAGAGAGAUGGCGAUGAGGAGAGGGGAAGGGGAGUUUGGGUUUGGAUCGUCAAUGCGGUUUGAAACUAGGGUUCCUUUGUUGACGAAUUUUGAGCAUCCAAUUGGGGUUUUGCCUCACCAGGAAGUCGGGUUUCUUGGGUCCCAAACGCUGCCGUUUCAGAGGGAUCCUGUUGUUGCUAGGAGUGUGGAUGUGGAUGGGAAUGGGUUUUCUUUGGGUGUGAGGUUGAAGGAAAUUAAGGAAAUAAAGGGUUCUGCCUCGGAGGUCAAUAAGGAAAAAGUUCUUAUCUUGGCGAAGUCCAAUGCAACUGAUCAUUUGAAGCGUAAAGCAACACCACCACCAAUUGAAGCUGCUGUUGACGGUUCAUGUGCCGUGUUAAAGAAACAGAAAAGCAAAGACGAGUGGAGUUGUGCUCUAUGUCGUGUGACUGCAACAAGCAAAAGAGCCUUGGAUGAUCAUCUGCAGGGGAAAAAACACAAGGCUCGAGAAAAUGGAUUGAGUUCUCAGAGAACGGGCUUUGGUACUGGCCCGUUACCAAAGAUAGGUAAUACCAGUACAGGUACAGGCAAGCCCAUCAAAGUACCCGGCACAAUUAACAACCCAAGCUUUAGGAAGAAGGAUGAGAAAGAAGGCAGUGAAAUAGUACCAGGAACUGACAAUAAGAUAGUCUUUGUGCAGGAAAAAGAGGCUUGUACAGAGAAAAAGGAAAAUCAAGAAGAUCCUAAAUCGGGUAAAAAGUUCAAAUUCUUUUGUGAAGCAUGCAAGGUCGGAGCUUACUCCUCGAAAGUGAUGACCGCCCAUAAGAAGGGAAAACGACACUCUGCAAUGGUUAUGGAGCUGAAUAAAACUGAUAAAGUUUUCACCUGCACAAAAAGUUGCAAUUGAGGAAAACAAUGAAUCAGAUAAGACUCUUCCGUUGGUAAAAGCUGUUGUUGAAGAAAAGAAGGAACUAGACAUUACUGUUGUUGAAGAAAUCAGUAAUGAAAUACUUGGAGAACAAGUAGAAGAAAGCAACAAAGAAAUCAUUGAUUGUGACUUUCCUAAAUAGAGGUCCAGUUAGAUUGUCCAGUGUUCUUUAUGAGUGUAUUUGAUGGGAACCUCCAUUGCCCUGUGAAUAAAUGAUCUGUAUUGUAAUUUGUUUUCAGAUUGUUUUAUGUAAUCUGUAGGAACUGGCAAACUCAUUGGGUUGGGCUUGUUUUGUGUUGAUAAACGAGUUGAUAAUCCUUGAACGUAAAUGUGGCCCGUUCAUGAAACGAGUUGAGAAAAA